This is a messenger RNA of Exophiala mesophila, 1830 nucleotides long. RefSeq lists its product as uncharacterized. Gene Ontology annotation, molecular function: nucleic acid binding. The record is from RefSeq and is a predicted model, not a curated record. NCBI's taxonomy places the organism in Eukaryota, Fungi, Ascomycota, Eurotiomycetes, Chaetothyriales, Herpotrichiellaceae. Bases 1 to 786 code for a protein of 261 amino acids. The transcript has a single exon.
AUGACCACACAACAUGACCGAGACAGAAGCGAUCAUGGAGAUGAUGACGACGACGACGAAUACAACGUCCCACUUUCCCAACAACGAGUUUUCGGCUCCGGCAUAAGACGCAAACCCAUUGAUUUCGUGCCUGCUUCAGACACCAAUGCUUCAAUCCUCGCCUCGACAACCACAGCCGCCAAGCCUACAAAUGUCGGUGCUAGAUAUCUGUCCAUUGUAAUGGGCAAAGACGAAUCGUCUGUGAACAACGAGCUCGAGAACAAACAAAAUGAUAUCAAUCCGUCUGGCUCUGAACCCAGCAACAACAACAACACAUGCGCCGUCUGCAACCAACCCCUCCUCACCACCCACAACUCGCAAGAUAAAACCACUUUAAACGCCCAUGAAUCCUCCAUCGCCCAUCAAGUCUGUUUAGAACACUCAUACCAGCCAUCCAACAUCGAUCGAGAUCGUGUCGGGGUGAAAUACCUAACUGCAUAUGGAUGGGAUGUCGAUGGGAGAAAAGGCCUGGGCGCAUCAGCGGAAGGGAUUCGAUUUCCGAUUAAAGUCAAAGAGAAGAAUGAUACGGUCGGGUUAAGGGAGUCUGUUGAUCCAGAUGACGAUGACGAACAACAGAGCAGACGGAAGAAGAAGAAACGUCAUGUCAAGAAUGAACAAGAGAAAAUCGUCAGACUGAAUGCGAAGAAGAUUCGCAAGAUGGAUAUUGAGGCGAAAAAACGGGCUGAGAAGAUACGACAGUCGUUCUAUGGACCGGAUCUAGAAGAAUACUUGGGUCCGAAUUCUUGAUCUGGUCUGGACUGCUGAACAUUCACCGUUCAAUCACCAUUGAUUCACAAUCACAUUCUUCGAUAUACUGUAUCCACCUCAUCGAGAUGCGACGGUUGGGCUACCUAGGUACCUGACUAUCCCCAAGGCUGCCAUACCAGACCACACCACACCGUGCCUCUUGCGGCCGGGCCACCAGACCAACUCCCAACUCCGGGCUAAGGAUCAACCAAAAUGCAUCCGCUAGUGCUUCUUGAAGAGCCCACGAUGUUUCUUCUCCUUCUUUAACUUGCCGGAGUUCUGGCUGGCAGCAGCCAAUGGAUCUGGUGGCGGGACGAACCCAGCCGUUGGUGGUCGAGGACCAGAUGCUCCGGGUGCUCCGGUGCCCACUCCAGGACGAAUACCGUUAGAUGGUUGUCUGGCGCCAAUGUUCAUCCUCUGCAUUGCAUCCGUUGGUGGAUUGAAAGACCCAUUGGACGGUCGUCCGUUAGGAGGUGCCUGAGGUCGAGGCUGCAGGGCUUGAGGUGGAGGAUCAGACAUCCAAGAGGGAAGUUUGGGUGGAGGUCGAUCUGCGGGGAGGUCGAGUUGUCGCCGCCCUGUACUCAGCAGACUGACCUGUCGCAGAAAGGUCUUGGGCGUGACCAUGUGUGUGGUGGCAAGGAAAAUCUCCUUUCCAGCCAUGCGUGAAACCUCGUAGCAUGCUCUGGACUCGGCAUAUGUGGCUCCGCCGGCAACAAAUACGAUGAUACGUUGUCGAGGCUUGUUGGAUUGAGCCCGCGUUUGUGCCCAUGUGGGCUUGCCAGCAUUUCUGAGUGAUGUUUGCGAUACGCCGGUUUGCAUGUUGGGAUCAUUGAGAUGUGGUUUGAGGGGUGGAAAGAUGUGUGGAUCCAAAGUCCCUUGACAUUGUUCCUCGAGCAUAUAUCGAAGCGCCGGUUCGAAUCGAGAGAGACUGACUUCUUCCAUGGAACUGGAAGCAGCGGCGUUCUUGGGUGCAAAUAGCGGCGGCGCUGGGACAACCGUGUCCUGUAACUGUUUCUCUACCCUGACGCCCAGUGUCAUGAGGUU